AUGGAGAACGUUUCCUUCAACGUCACCUUUGAGUUAACCUUAGAUCCGUUCUUUAUACCUCCAGGAGGAAAGUAUCCCAUUUUCUUUCUGGGUGUUGUGAUCUAUUUAUUUUGUGUUUUCUGCAACCUGACGCUGUUGGUUCUGAUCAUAAUGCAGAAGAACCUCCACAAACCCAUGUAUUUCAUCCUUUUCAGUCUUCCUCUGAAUGACCUUGUCGGCAUCACGGCCAUGCUCCCAAAAGUGCUGUCAGACAUCAUUACAGAAACCAACAAAGUCCUUUACCCACUGUGCGUGCUUCAGGGCUUUCUGCUUCACAUGUAUGGAGGCGGGGUUCUGUUUAUACUGGCAGCUAUGGCUUUUGACCGGUAUGUUGCAAUCUGCAAACCUUUAAGGUACAGUGCUAUCAUGACACCCCGUCUCGUGGUGGUGAUAAUUUCCCUUGUAUGGGGCCUUGACUCUGUUCUGAUAAUCUCAUUAUUUUCUCUCCAGACGAGGCUACCCAGGUGCAGGAACUCUAUAUUGAAUGUAUUUUGCGACAACCCUUCUCUUCUAAAACUUACCUGCGGUGAUACAACUGUGAAUAACGUUUUCGGGCUGUUCAAUACUGCCAUUAUGCAAAUUAUAAGUGUAUCCAUUCAGGUGUAUUCCUAUGUUAAGAUUCUCUUCGCGUGCUUGGUCACUAGGAAGUCGGACACAAAGAAUAAAGCCAUCAACACCUGUUUAGCACAGCUAGCCAUAUUUAUAAUAUUUGAAAUUGUGGGAACCUUCACGAUUCUCUCACACAGGUUCAAGAAUGUCUCGGCUGAUCUGCAAAAAAUUAUGGGGAUGCUGAUUUUUUUGGUCCCCCCACUUUUGAACCCAAUUGUGUAUGGACUCAACACGAAUGAAGUCCGAAAUACUUUCUUUAAAGUUUUCAAGACAAAGGUUUUUGCUAAGUAA
Molecule: messenger RNA, 939 nt
Organism: Megalops cyprinoides (Indo-Pacific tarpon)
Lineage: Eukaryota; Metazoa; Chordata; Actinopteri; Elopiformes; Megalopidae
Product: olfactory receptor 52B2-like
Exons: 1
Coding region: 1-939 (312 amino acids)
Biological process (GO): G protein-coupled receptor signaling pathway
Cellular component (GO): membrane
Molecular function (GO): G protein-coupled receptor activity; olfactory receptor activity
Source: RefSeq, a predicted model, not a curated record